Molecule: messenger RNA, 1360 nt
Organism: Piliocolobus tephrosceles (Ugandan red Colobus)
Lineage: Eukaryota; Metazoa; Chordata; Mammalia; Primates; Cercopithecidae
Gene: GSDMB
Product: gasdermin B
Biological process (GO): defense response to bacterium; pyroptotic inflammatory response
Molecular function (GO): phosphatidylinositol-4,5-bisphosphate binding; phosphatidylserine binding; phosphatidylinositol-4-phosphate binding
Source: RefSeq, a predicted model, not a curated record
CUGGUGAACAGCUGAGGUCAGAGAGGAGGUGCAAUGUUCAGCGUAUUUGAGGAAAUCACAAGAAUUGUAGUUAAGGAGAUGGAUGCUGGAGGGGAUAUGAUUGCUGUUAGAAGCCUCGUUGAUGCUGAUAGAUUCCACUGCUUCCAUCUGGUGGGUGAGAAGAGAACUUUCUUUGGAUGCCGGCACUACAACGGCCUCACCCUGAUGGACAUUCUGGACACAGAUGGGGGCAAGCGGUUAGAUGAACUGGAUUCUGGGCUCCAAGGUCAAAAGGCUGAGUUUCAAAUUCUGGAUAAUGUAGACUCAAAGGGAAAGUUGAUAGUGGAAUUGCCCAAAAAAAUAACAAUUUCAGGCAGCUUCCAGGGCUCCCACGAUCAGAAAAUCGAGAUAUCUGAGAACCAGAUAUCCCAGCAGUAUCUGGAUACCCUUGAGAACAGGAAGCUGAAGAGGGAACUACCCUUUUCAUUCCGAUCAAUUAAUAGGAGAGAAAACCUGUAUCUGGUGACAGAAACUCUGGAGAUGGUAAAGAAGGAAACCCUGAAAAGCGACCGGCAAUAUAAAUUUGGGAACCAGAUUUUUCAGAGCCAUCUCAGCUAUGAACACAAGGGCCAAAGGGAAGUGACCAUCCUCCCAAAUCGGGUCCUGAGCUAUCGAGUAAAGCAGCUUGUCUUCCCCAACAAAGCUGGUUUAGAUAUUUGUCUGAGGGACAAAACAAAAUCCUUUCCAGAAGAGAAGGAUGGUGCUUCAUCCUGUUUAGCAAAGUCUUUGGGUUCGGAGGAUUCCAGAAACAUGAAGGAGUAGUUGGAGAACAUGGAAAGUGUCCUCCAGGAACUGACGGAGGACAAGAGGAAAGAUGUGCUAAACUUCCUCUCUAAGUGCCCCGGCAGGGAGGAGCUUCGGCAGGAUCUAGAGCAAAGAGUAUCUGAGGUCCUGAUUUUCGGGGAGCUGCAGAUGGAGGACCCAGUCAAUCCUCUCCUAAGCAGCCUUUUUAAUGCUGCUGGGAUCUUGGUAGAAGCACGUGCAGAAGCCAUUCUGGACUUCCUGGAUGCCUUGCUAGAGCUGUCUGAGGAGCAGCAGCUUGUGGCUGAUGCCCUGGAGAAGGGGACUCUGUUGAAGGGCCAGGUGAAACCUAUCAUGGAGCAGAACUGGGAUGAGCUGGUCAGCAGUCCUCAUGACAUGGACUAUGACCCUGAGGCACGAAUUCCCUGUGCGCUGUAUGUUGUUGUCUCUAUCCUGCUGGAGCUGGCUGAGGGGCCUACCUCCGUCUCUUCCUAACUACAAAAACCCUUUCUCCCCACAAGCCUCUGGGUUCUCCCUUCACCGGUCUGUCCUCACCGCGAUCGUCACUACCAUCCUGUUA